AUGUGCCGACAACUGACUGCACCAUGGGCCCGGGAGAAAGGCAAAACAAGUGGUAGCGCACACUUCGAGAAGUACGAAGCUGCUCUCAACCAUCAGUCGCAGCUGUUAGAGACAGGCAUCUAUACUAUUGAGGACUUGAGGGCAAAAGGCUUAGAAGAGGGCUUCGGCUGGUGUCCAUACUAUGCAGCCCGACGUCUUAUCCAUGCAGCCAGCGUGGUAGUUCUCAACUACCAGUACGUCUUAGACCCGAAGGUCUCCCUGGCUUCCUCACUAGGAGGGGCUCCAAGCUUGCCUGGUGCCCGUCGCCAAGGUCCCGCCACUGCAACUGAACCAAGCAUUGUGGUCUUUGAUGAGGUUCGCCUAGCUGAUCAACUCUUUGCCCCUGCAAUGUGUCAGCUUUGGUUGCUGGAGACGCCUUCAGCGCUGGCAAAUGAACACUCAAUCCGAUGCAUCAUCACAAGGCACGGCUGCAGCAAGAUCCCGCCGCAGCGACAGGCACCUCAAGUAUCACAUAAGUGA
Molecule: messenger RNA, 519 nt
Organism: Cladocopium goreaui
Lineage: Eukaryota; Dinophyceae; Suessiales; Symbiodiniaceae
Source: the annotation of a GenBank genome assembly